Messenger RNA from Cadophora gregata, 2516 nucleotides. RefSeq lists its product as uncharacterized. The transcript has 5 exons. Bases 1044 to 2360 code for a protein of 438 amino acids. The record is from RefSeq and is a predicted model, not a curated record. Gene Ontology annotation, molecular function: aspartic-type endopeptidase activity. Lineage: Eukaryota; Fungi; Ascomycota; Leotiomycetes; Helotiales; Ploettnerulaceae. Gene Ontology annotation, biological process: proteolysis.
GCGUUCUGUUUCCAGUUACUGUACUUGUACUGCUAAGAGAAGCUUUCCUUGCAUAGGCGAGAAGCUUGGAAAAGCUUACGAGUCCUCCCCCUCUGAGACAGGGGGCGCUGGAUCUGGGACGGUGAUGUGCGCAUGCCGGCUGAUCAGGACAGCCACCCGCAACCACCUUAAGAUGACGUCGAUUUCGAGAGACCAUGCAUGAAGACAUCUGACAGAGGAGGCAGCCCUUGUGCCUGUGAGAACUCAAAGUCCAUGCGAGUACGAUGUGUGAUAUUGGACGAGGUUACUGGAGCACGUGGAGACCGAAUACGUUCCUACCAAUCUCUAUCCCAGCACAAGUUUCUGCACCUUUAUCAGUUGCCACACGAAGUGCAGUACUGUAGAUAUAGCCUCUGUCUCACAAAUCCACUCUAUGCCCUCACCCCCCUUGUAUAUUUGCUUCUUUCCGGCCGUCUUUGAGUAGCAUUCAGGUUUCUGUCUCACAUCCUAGCGCUGUUGCUCAUCGAGAAACACAUGCACUUUACUAUUCACCAUGUGGCCCUUGUGUCAUCGAAUCGUGGCGCAAAAGCUUGAUAUCCCCAGCAUUUCUUUGGGGGUAGCCAGUGACAACAGAACAAGUCAAGCGCCGGGGAGAGCGAUGUGUCCCGCGAGGCACCUCCCGUCCGAACCUAGCUAUGCAUGGAGAUAGGUGCUGCCAGCUGAACACACAAGCUUUUAAGCUACUCUUGUACAAGGAUACUACUAUGACGCCGUCGUCGCCCUUCCGCUUGUGUUUGAGCAACGAUCAAGCUUUGUCUGGCAAGAGCAAGUCUCGAGGCUGUUGUGUGCACCUCCUUCCUUGUGUGCUCUCCAGCCAGACAUGCUCUUACCAGAGCUAACGCAGGGCAAGAUACUUAAGUAGGUAGUUGGCCCUCUCAUUCUUCUGUCUUCUCUUCUCUACUACUCAUCACUCACGGCAUCAUCACUCCCGACGACCUACUUCAUUGAUAUUCAAAGCUCCUCAAAACAAACAAGACAGUCAUAUUUCAUACCACCCACCCACUAUGUCUACCCUCCAAGGCUUGCAGAAGAUCAAGAUCGUUACCAACAAGCAAUACCAGAAGAAUGGUCUUAAAUCUUAUGUCUACCUCCUACAAAAAUGGGGUUUCCAACCAACCCAGCCAGGACCAUUUGUUCAGCUGAACAAGGCUUCCGAAUCCGGUCACCAAGGACUUCUCAGCAUACUCGGGAAGUCUGCAACUCCUCGUACCUUGGCAAAGAAGCCCGAUCCCUCUUCCACUCAGACUGGCGAGGUCCCGGCAGACGACCAGCAGAACGAUGCUCUCUACCUCUGCCCAGUCAAGAUCGGUAGCCCAGCUCAGACUCUUAUGCUUGACUUUGACACAGGUUCUGCAGAUCUGUGGGUUUGGUCUACCCAACUGCCAGCAACUACCCAGACUGCUGGCAAGAAGGCUGGUCAUGUUAUCUUUGAUAACACAAAAUCAUCCACCUUCAAGCCUACUUCUGGAUCCAGCUGGAAAAUCUCCUACGGCGAUAGCUCCUCCGCUUCUGGAACAGUCGGUACAGACAAUAUCAUUCUCGGUGGUUUGGAGGUCAAGGGACAAUCCAUUGAGCUCGCCAAGAAGAUUUCUGCUCAAUUCGCUUCGGGCGUUGGCGAUGGACUCCUAGGUCUUGCGUUUGGUGCGAUCAAUACCGUAAAACCGAAGGCUGUCAAGACCCCUGUUGAGAACAUGAUCGCCCAACAAGAUAUCCCCGAAUCUGCUGAGCUCUUCACUGCAAAGCUUGGCUCAUGGCGUGAUGCAAAUGAGCCCGAUAAGGGACAAGGUUUCUAUACCUUUGGUUAUAUCGACAAAGCUACUGUUACUGCUUCUGGGCAAGAGAUUUCGUACGCUCCUGUUGACAGCUCGCAAGGCUUCUGGACAAUCGAGUCUGCUUCUACAAUUGUGAAUGGCAAAACUAUUUCCCAAAGCGGGAACACGGCGAUCAUGGACACCGGAACUACUCUUGCUCUUGUCUCUGACGCUGUAUGUGAGGCGGUCUAUGGUGCUAUUGAAGGCGCAAAAUAUGAUCAGCAAAACCAGGGGUGGGUAUACCCAUCCACUACCACAAUCGAUCAACUUCCUGAUGUUUCGAUUGCCAUUGGCGACAAGCAAUUUAUCGUCCAAAAGGAAGAUCUUGGAUUUGCAGAUGCUGGUAACGGUACAGUGUACGGUGGUAUUCAGAGCAGAGGUGACAUGGACUUUGAUAUUCUCGGUGACACUGUCUUGAAGGGUAUCUACGCAAUCUUCGACCAAGGAAACAAACGAUUCGGCGCUGUUCAACGACCAGAGAAGUACCAGAACAUCACGCCUGCCCCCUAAAGGGACAGAAUGCUGUUGCAUUGACAAUGACAGACUAAAUGACUUCGGCAUGGUACGUUUGGAUUACAAGGUACAUGAUGGGAUGGAUUGCAGGGACUAAAUUGUAUUGUGCUUCGCUUAACCUCAAUAUUAUCAUAACAAUCAAUAUUGUUCUUG